AUGUGCAACACUGUAAAAGCUUGUCUAAUCAACGCUCGCAGCCUAAGAAAUAAAUUUUCAGAUCUAGAAACCCUGGCAGCUUUGGAAAAUUAUCAUAUUAUUGGUAUUACAGAGUCUUGGCUCAACUCUGCGAACAGAGACUUUCUUGCUGAAUAUAACCUGCCAGGCUAUGACAUGUUCAGCUGCGAGAGACAAGAUAGAAUAGGAGGCGGUGUAUUGCUCUAUGUUAAAGCCAGUCUUCAGCCAACCAUAUUUAAAACCGAUAAAAUAAACAAUAUAGACUCAGUCUUCUUACAUUUAAGAGUACGUUCUAAGAAAAUUGUUAUUGGUCUUGUUUAUAGGCCUCCGGCUCAAAAUAUUUCUUCUGAUAAAAAUUUACAAGAUCAAAUUACUGAAAUAAGUAACAAUUUUGAUACAGUCAUCUGUGGAGACUUCAACUUGCCUGUCAACUCAUGGGGAAGUCCACUUAACUCUCGCUCUGGUCAGGACUUGUACAAUAGUUUAUUAGACUGUUCUCUAAAGCAACACGUUCAACAACCCACACGAGGUGACAACAUAUUAGAUCUUGUUCUUUCAACAAACGACGACUUAAUAUCAAAUGUUAAUAUUGGUCCUGAAUUUAGUAACAGUGAUCACAAGAUUGUCUCCUUCAACAUCAACCUUCAAGUGUAUAAAGACAGUGUUAGCAACGAAGAAGUUUUCAUUUACAAAGAAGGAGAUUACGAGAUACUAAAGUUAAUUCUUGCUGCAACAGAUCGGAAUGCCGAACUUGGUGAAAGUAACAUUGAAGAAUCAUGGGCCAAAUUUAAAUACAUUUUAGAAAACGCUGUGAAGUCAUGUAUUCCAAUGCGUAAAAGGCGUCCAUGCAAAAGGAACAAACCUAAAUGGUGGACAAACCAAACUGAGUCACAACUACUAAAGAAAAAUCGUGCCUACCGUAAAUAUCUGAUAUCUCAGAACGAGGGUGACAAACUUGAAUAUGACAGAAUACCAAAGAAGCUCAUUAAACAAAGCAAGAAAAACCUUGAAAUGUAUAUUGCAAGCGUCACCAAAUCCAGUCCCAAGGAAUUUUAG
Portunus trituberculatus (swimming crab) is the source of this 1074-nucleotide messenger RNA. RefSeq lists its product as uncharacterized. NCBI's taxonomy places the organism in Eukaryota, Metazoa, Arthropoda, Malacostraca, Decapoda, Portunidae. The record is from RefSeq and is a predicted model, not a curated record. The transcript has a single exon. Gene Ontology annotation, molecular function: catalytic activity. The coding region runs from base 1 to 1074 and encodes 357 amino acids.